AUGGGGCAAGAAGAACCACAAAAUAAAUUAGAAGGAGGCCAGCAUUCCCAGCUGAUACCUUGGGCCAUUGCUAUUUUUUUCAUGUCACUUCUAAGUGCCUGCUUUACUGAAAGUUGUGUGGUGACUCAACACAACUUUCUAUGCUGUAAGAAAGGAAUGGGGGUGUUAGGGCUCCCAAAGCACCACCCAAAGCUGACAUGCUUCAGAGAGAAACCAGAAUGGAAAGGGGGCUGGAAUUGCUGUCUUGUGGGCUGGAGAGCGUUCCAGUCCAAUUGCUAUUUUCCUUUUAAUGACAACAAGACGUGGGCUCAGAGUGAAAGCCACUGUAUGGGGAUGGGGGCUCAUCUGGCCACCAUCAGCACAGAAGCUGAGCAGAACGUUAUCACUCAAUUUUUGGAUAGACGAUUUUCAUAUUUCCUGGGACUUACAGAUGAGAACCUUGAAGGCCAGUGGCAUUGGGUGGACAAGACACCAUUUAACCCACAGAUGGUAUUCUGGCACGAGGGUGAACCCAACAAUUACCAGAAAGAAAAAUGUGUUGUCUUUGUUAAUGACAAAGACAAAUGGUCCUGGAAUGAUUUUCCUUGUGACUUUAAGACAAGUAGGAUUUGUAAGAUACCUGGAUACCUUCAACAAGAAGGGACCCCAAUGGCAAUAGUAUUUAAGUCGUAA
Molecule: messenger RNA, 672 nt
Organism: Balaenoptera acutorostrata (minke whale)
Lineage: Eukaryota; Metazoa; Chordata; Mammalia; Artiodactyla; Balaenopteridae
Gene: CLEC4D
Product: C-type lectin domain family 4 member D
Exons: 7
Coding region: 1-672 (223 amino acids)
Source: RefSeq, a predicted model, not a curated record